Messenger RNA from Lemur catta (Ring-tailed lemur), 946 nucleotides. It is a transcript of the gene ISG20, whose product is annotated as interferon stimulated exonuclease gene 20. The coding region runs from base 293 to 808 and encodes 171 amino acids. The record is from RefSeq and is a predicted model, not a curated record. NCBI's taxonomy places the organism in Eukaryota, Metazoa, Chordata, Mammalia, Primates, Lemuridae. Gene Ontology annotation, cellular component: nucleus. Gene Ontology annotation, biological process: defense response to virus; RNA catabolic process; negative regulation of viral genome replication. The transcript has 4 exons. Gene Ontology annotation, molecular function: nucleic acid binding; exonuclease activity.
AAAGGAGGGACACCCUGACAUGCCUGCCGGCUCUGUCAGGGCUGACUCAGGCCUUGAGCUGAACUCCCCACCUGCUGGCAGUAGCCCAGACGGGGCAGCCCAGCCCAGUGCCCGGCCUCCCGCCCCUCACUUCACUUGAUAACAAACCAGGAACUGAAACGGAGUGGGGAUGCCGGCUGGGAGGCGGAGAUGACUCACUGCCGAGAGGGACUGCUGGCGCUGAGCGGGCCAGCAGAGAGGCAGACGGAAGCGGAGGGCACAGGCCGGCAGCAUCUGAGGGUCCCUGAGGAGCAUGGCUGGCAAUCGAGCGGCCGUGGCCAUGGACUGUGAGAUGGUGGGGCUGGGGCCCCACCGGGAGAGCGGCCUGGCUCGCUGCAGCAUCGUGAACUUCUACGGUGAAGUGCUCUACGACAAGUUCAUCCGGCCCGAGGGGGACAUCACAGAUUACAGAACCCGGGUCAGCGGGGUCACCCCUCAGCACAUGGCAGGGGCCACACCAUUUGCUGUGGCCAGGCAAGAGAUCCUGCAGCUCCUGAAAGGCAAGCUGGUGGUGGGUCAUGACCUGAAGCAUGACUUCAGGGCGCUGAAAGAGGACAUGAGCGGCUACGUCAUCUACGACACGUCCACCGACAGGCUGCUGUGUCACGAGGCCCGACUGGACUACUGCAGGCGCGUCUCCCUGCGGGUGCUGAGCGAGCGCCUCCUGCACAGGAACAUCCAGAACAGCCGGCUGGGACACAGCUCCGUGGAGGACGCGCGGGCGACGAUGGAGCUCUACCGCCUGUCGCAGCGGCUUCGCUCCCGCUGACGCCGGCCGCGGACGCACCGGACCCGAGCGCCGGCCGGCCCCUGCCCAAGACUAGCGGUGUCAUCUCUUCAGGACAACUCCUUUGUUUUGGAAAAUGUAUCUUUCGUAGUAAAAUGGCUCUAUAUUUUGUCUACUCCA